Symbiodinium natans is the source of this 2697-nucleotide messenger RNA. NCBI's taxonomy places the organism in Eukaryota, Dinophyceae, Suessiales, Symbiodiniaceae. The record is from the annotation of a GenBank genome assembly.
AUGGUCCGUUCGCAACUGUCAAGCCGGUCUCGGACACCAGUUCCUCGCGCGCAGCGUGCACAGAUCGACCCGGGCCAGCUGGAGAUCACGGGACGCCUCUUCCACGAGUCGAGCGAGCAGCCGGAUCGGUUCCACGAGCACCUUCGGGAGAUCGAGGAGCUGCUGGGCACGGAUGAACUCGUAAAUCAACUUCAAUUGCUGGCCGACUACACCUGCCACGAGGUCGAGGAGCUGCUCGCCCUGGAGGCGGAGGAGCCGGAGGCGGAAGUGACAUCGCUGCGGCCCUCACCACGCUGGGCAUUGACCGUCAUGCCGAAACAGUGCCAGAAGAUUCUGCACCGCGAGAAGGUGUGGGAAAUCAGGGGGCAGAGCUGCAAGAAACACUUGCGCGAGAGGAUCUGCAUAGCGGAGUCUGGGUCAGGGAUGCUGGUCGGCGAGAUGACCAUCCGGGAGAGCAUCAAGGUGACUCGAGAGGAGCUGGAAGCCAACGUCGACCUGCAUCAGAUCGAAGAUCUCUCCAUCCUGCGCUACAGCAACAUCUAUGCCUGGGUGAUCGAGGAUGUGGUCGCGUACCCGGAGCGGGUACCCCACAAGGGCUCGCGUGCCGCAUGGGUGGAUCUCCAGCCUGCUCCUCGUCGUGCGGAGUGCUGCAACGAAAGUUGCCGUUUCGGCCUCAAGAAACACAGCCUUCGCGGCGCCCCGUACACCAGGCCGAAGGACGGAGUCAGCUUCGAACAUUGCUUUUUCUGCUCCGCAGAGGCCUUCGAGUCUGCGCUCAAGGAACAAAGUGGACAACAGGUAAAAAGAUACCUGACUCGGCAAGCCAAAGCAGAUCCCGAACGUCACCUAGAAGCCCUGCAACGCAUCCGCGACAUGCGAGGAGAGAACAUGGUCAAGCGGUUCGCGUCGCAGGGCGCCGGACGAAAAGCCAAGCGAGAGUCCAAGCCGAUCGCAUCCUGGAACGACUCGUUGGCAUUUCGCCAACCUGCACUGCGAGAAUCCGAUGCAGCCCACGAAGCUUUUCGGGUGAAGCAGCAAAAACAAGAUGCUCGCUUGCAGAAAAAAUUUCCGUCCAUCUACCAGAAGGACGCCCGAGAGGAGGCCUGUUGGGCACCUGCACGUUCUCUGGCCUUUCGAAAAUGGUGCCUGGAAAAUUCCUGGCGCAUGUGCUCCUGCUGUGGGCGCAUGGUACCGCAAGUCUUUCGUGCGAGUCAUGCAACUGGCACCGCCACCAAGUCAUCCGAGCUGCCAGCAUGCGGGCACUGCAAGUCGGGUGGCGCCAAAGGCUAUUGGGCUCCGUCACCUGAAGACGUCCCGCGCCCGCUGCGAAAACUAUCGUCGCAGGUGAUUGAAGCCCUACGCCCAUUCGACAUUCACACCGGGGGAGUCUUCCGGCCACCGAAUGGGUAUCUCGUGCACAACGACAUGAUGACUUUCUCUUUCAAGAAAUCAUCCGUGGAAGAGAACCUCGCCAAGCUAUCGCGAAGGCAGCGCAAGCGUGGAGAGAAGGCGCUGGAGUACCUGCUACAGUCGAGCGCCGGUUCGCAUUACCAUCGCUUCUGGCAGCUCCACCAUCGUUUCCUUCGCAAAAGAGCCAGGGCCAUCGCUCGCGGGGAGAUCUGGGCCGGCGCGUCGGUGAAGCGCUUGCCUACCAACUUCAUCGAGACCGUCGGACUGGAGUGUGCGCUGUCACAGGAUGCACGAAGACUGCAUCGCCACCGCAGAGUGCGAGCGGAGGAGGAUGAAGAAGACCUGGACGCAGACGAAGCAGCGGAAGGAGGGGCAUCCAGGCAAAGCGCGAAGGCGAGCUUUCUAGCCAAAGCGCAUUCGGCGCUGAUCGGCUACAACUCGGACGCACAGCUGCUUCAGUUCGUGUACGAUCUCUGGCUGUUCACCACCAUUGGCGGAGCCAAGAACAGUGCUAAUGCUGGCAUCCGAGAAGCCUUGGCGGCGAAGCCCUAUUCACCGGAGCUCUGGCGCACCUACCACGCUGCCUUGAUCGACCUUCAGAAGCAACUGGGCUGGCCCAGCCUCUUCAUCACCGUCGCGCCGUAUGAGUGGUCCUUCCCGUACCACCAGUGGCUGGAAGACGAACUUGCAAAGAGCUUGCGCUCGAGAUUGGAAAUGCCGGUGUCCGAGACCUUGCAUCUGGCGCACGUGCUGACUCAGGCAGUCAAGGGCCUUCUUACGGGCAGCAACGAAGGACUGCAACCGAAGAGGGAGCACGUGUUUUCAUCCGCAGAAGGCCCUGGCAAAGUGCGGCACUGGGUUGCGAGACUGGAGUUCCAGGACGGCAAGCGCAAGCGCCGUGUCUUCCGAGACGGCCAGUUCUACCACGGGCGAGGCACAAUCCACGUGCACAUCCUCUUGUGGCUUGAAGAUAUGCAGUGCAUGGAUUUGGCCUCCAAGAUCCGCGCCGACGUGCCCGCAGAGGAGGAGGAAGAGAUGCGCGACCUCGUCGUUGGGUCCCAGUUGGACUACAUGUCGAGCGGCUGGCCCGUGCGCGAAGAACCGACCAAGGUGAGCGAGGCCGGGCAGCGGCUCCAGCUGCAUCAUCCGCAGGACGCCUUCGAGCAACGAUGCCGCGCAUACCUUCCAGACGUGUUGGCCGCUCUUCGCUGCCACGUGGACGUCCUGGCGUCGGAUGGUCGAGCCAUGGUGCUCAAGUACUGUGCAAGCCGCCCGACCGAACACUAG